AAACCAACCUUUCCCUCAGAGACCAAGAACAUGGCCGAACAAGCUUAUACACACUCUCCUUCUUUCUCUUUUCUUUCUCUCUCUCUCUCUAAAAACCACGAGACAAGUACGAAAAGGACUAUCUGAAAACCCUAGCUUUUUCUCAUCUGCAUUUUUUUUUUUUUUUUUAUUAAAAAGAUUGGUUCUUUAUAUUUUGGUAUAACUGCGGGUGUUUCUUGGAAUCGAAGCAUCGGAUUGUUCCGUGAUCUGGAAAAUCCCAAGUGAAAUGCGGUAUUGGAAGGAGGAGCGGAAACCCUAGGUCGCCAUUGAUGAAGCCAUUUCGUCGAUGCCAGAGGAUCCUCAUCCUCUCUCUGCUUUCGCUCUCUGUUUUCGCUCCAAUCCUCUUCGUCUCCCACAGGCUCAAGAAUCUCACCUAUACUGGGCGGAAGGAAUUCAUUGAAGAUUUAUCCAAUGUUAAAUACAGGGCUGAUACUUUGAAGCUUAGUGCUGUUGAGCAGGAAGCCGGUGAAGGUUUGAAAGAGCCCAGGAAAGUUUUGUAUGAAGAUAGGGAUGUAGUUUCUUCGGUUAGUUACAGUCUUGGUGAGAAUCAAGAUGGUAAGGAAUCUGGACAUGUUGGAGACAUUACUGAUACGGCGGAAAGAAUGGAAAAUGUUUCAGGAACCAAUAAUGAGAGCAAAGAAGGAGAUAUACAAUUUCAGCAGAGAGAAAUAUCAUCUGCAUCCGGUGAAAAGGGGCAAAUUAACCAAGCAUUGGUCCAACAUGAACAGAAUGAACAAUCUCAAUCAAGGAAAGUAAUAGAUCAGAGAAUAAAAGAGAUGAAAGAUGUAAAAUCAAAUCAUCCCGUUCAAAAAGUGAAUUCAAAUAUCCGGAGAGUAGCAGACAAGAUAAAUGAGAUGAAAGAUCAGAUGAUUAGAGCUAGAGCAUACAUGACUUUUGCACCACCUAAUUCACAGUUGGUGAAGGAGUUGAGACUGCGAACUAAAGAGGUGGAACGUGUGGUUGGUAGAACCCACAAGGAUUCUGAUUUAUCUCGGAGUGCUUUGCAGAAAAUGAGAAACUUGGAGGCCUCACUAUCCAAAGCCAGCCGUGCUUUCCCAGACUGCUCUGCAAUGGCCACAAAACUACGUUCUAUGACUCACAGUGCUGAAGAGCAAGUUGGGUUGCAGAAGAAGCAAGUCACAUUUCUUUAUCACCUUGCUGGAAGCACUACCCCGAAAGGUCUUCAUUGUCUUUCUAUGCAGCUGACUGCAGAGUACUUUGCUCUGGAUUCCGAGGAGAGGCAAUUUCCUAACCAACACAAGUUGCAUGAUCCACAGCUCUACCAUUAUGCUGUCUUCUCCGACAAUGUUCUGGCAUGUGCAGUGGUUGUAAACUCCACUGUUUCCACUGCCAUGGAACCAGAGAAGAUUGUUUUCCAUGUGGUGACUGAUUCACUCAAUUUUCCAGCAUUGUCAAUGUGGUUCUUAUUGAAUCCUCCUGGAAAAGCCACCAUCCAAGUCCAGAGCAUAGAGAGUUUUGAAUGGUUGUCGACCAAGUAUAAAAGACCAUUAAUUCAGAAGUCCACUGACCCUAGAUAUGCUUCUGAACUCAACCACCUCCGUUUCUAUCUGCCUGAUAUCUUCCCUGCACUGAAUAAGAUCGUGCUAUUUGACCAUGAUGUCGUUGUUCAAAGGGAUCUAUCUAGACUGUGGAGUGUUAAUAUGAAGGGGAAAGUCAAUGGUGCAGUUGAGACUUGCCGGGAUAAUGAACCAUCAUUUUUACAGAUGGAUACAUUUAUCAACUUCUCAGAUCCAUAUGUAGCAAAUAGGUUUGAUGUCAAUGCAUGCACAUGGGCAUUUGGCAUGAAUUUGUUCGAUCUUCAAAAUUGGAGGAGGCAUAAGCUAACUACUCUAUACCAUAAAUACAUGCAAUUGGGUUCUAAGAAGCCAUUGUGGGUGGCUGGGAGUUUGCCUUUAGGUUGGGUCACCUUCUAUAACCGGACAGUGGCUUUGGACAGGCGAUGGCAUGCUCUCGGGCUGGGUUAUGACUCUGGUGUGGUUCAGGGGGAUGUGGACCGAGCAGCAGUGAUACAUUAUGAUGGAAUUAUGAAGCCGUGGUUAGAUAUUGCGAUUGGGAGGUACAAGGGGUAUUGGAGCAAAUAUCUCAACUAUGAUCACUCUCAUCUGCAGCGGUGCAACAUUCAUGCGUAGUCAUCUACUGAAGUUGUGGGAUUAGCCACCCUGUACCACAUGAUUUGGAUGAUGGAACUGCAGUGGUUCACUCAAUUCAUUCUUUUAAAGAUUCUUCAAUGUAAAGUUCCUCCCCAUUCUUUCCCCAAUUUUUUCUGGGCCUAAAAUCUUCUAGGAGCUGAGCUGAGUCAAAGAUAUAGGAAUAAUCGGAUUUAAUAAGUGCCCCUGGGGAUUCUGUAUCAGUGGUCUGUGUAUGUACAUAACUUGUUCCAAUUCCCAUAAUCAUCUUUCAACGUAGGCAGA
Messenger RNA from Rosa rugosa (rugosa rose), 2471 nucleotides. RefSeq names its product probable galacturonosyltransferase 6. Bases 309 to 2189 code for a protein of 626 amino acids. NCBI's taxonomy places the organism in Eukaryota, Viridiplantae, Streptophyta, Magnoliopsida, Rosales, Rosaceae. The record is from RefSeq and is a predicted model, not a curated record. Gene Ontology annotation, molecular function: polygalacturonate 4-alpha-galacturonosyltransferase activity. The transcript has 9 exons.